UCCCGGACGCGGCUGGGCUGUUUUCCUCCAUACGGAUGAAAAAAAAUCCGGGGGCUCGUGGGGGAGACGGCUGGAGAUGCUCUUCAAUGUUAGCUAGGAGCAAGAGCACUUCACCGCACCGCGCCCGAGCUCUCUGGCCUCCGGCAACUUCACCCAUCGACUUCGCCGGGCGGUCGGCAUCCACUGACGCUUCUUCUCCAACCUCCCCCGAUUCGAUUGAGCCGGUGAACCGGGGGAGCUGAGCUGAGCUGAGGGGGGAGGAGAGGGGAGACAGAAGAUGGGUGAUGCUGAUGAGAUUCCUCAGCGGGUCAAUCCCGGGAAGGAACCUUGUUUGGAUGGCCUGACACAGCCGCAUUCCCCAACAUCGAUGUCGGCUGCGGUGUCGAAGGUUCUCGAUGAUGACAACCUCCUCGCGGAGAUCAUCAUCCGUGUCGGCUUCCCCACCUUCCUUGUCCGUGCUGCCCUCGUUUGCAAGCACUGGCUCUGCCACAUAUCCGAUCGCAAGUUCCUCAGCCGUUUCCGCAAGCUUAACCCACCCCGCCUCCUUGGCGUCUACAUCGACAACUGGCUGGCUCCGCGCUUCGUCCCAAUGCUGCCUCAGCCCCCGGAGCUCGCCACCGUGAUCGACCGCAUGGUGAGUCAUAGCUUCGGCCAAAUUGUGGACUGCCGGAACGGCGGCGUCUUCACCAGGUGCCUCGAAGGAGAAGUACUGGUACAUGGAGUGUACUGGCCGCUGUGCCCUGAGAGAGGCUUGUGCAUCAUACCACCAGUCCCAACAACCGAGGAUCCUUUCCAACUAAUUUUGGGUACAACCCUCUCCAAAGAAGGCGACGGCUUGUCCUAUCUAUAUCUGUUGGCAGACUGUAUCCGGGAAAUGGGAAUUUUUAGGAUGCGUGUAUAUAUGUUGCAAGAUGGUGUUUGGUGCAUUCAUGCCUCGGCAACAGAGCGGAUCCUUCAUCCGCUGAGGGCAGCAACAGCUGUGCUCGUCGGCAAUAAAAUCUAUGUGGUUGCUGGCUGUGGUAAUGAUAUUUUUGUCUUGGAUUUGAUAGGCUCAAGUUUAUCCAGGAUUCCGCUCCCACAUGGAGUUAAGUAUCAAGUGCUUUUCACUGCCUUAUCACGGGCUGACGAUGAUUCCGGUGUAUAUCUCACCCAUCUUGAGGACAGUGAGCUUCAACUUCACAUCUGGCUCCACAAGGGGGACAACUGGUUGCUGGUCCAUACCAUCUGUUUGGAUGAAAUGUUGGCUAAUUGGAGGAUGCUAGGUCACACGCUUGAGGAUGAUGCUACUGAUCUUCUCUACUUAGGCGAGGUGGGGGAUAAUGCCGAGGUUGUGUUCUUGAACAUGUGUCGAGUCACACUCUAUCUAGACGUAACAAGCAGGACACUACAUGAAGUGCGUGGGAGUGCAGAAAAUGAUCGACAUUUAACUGAUGUCUAUCCUUUUAUGAUGAUCUGGCCUCCCACAUUCCCUGCGCUCAAGGAUGAUCCUGCGAGGAAUGCCAUGUGAAAAAGGAUAUCAGGAAGCUUCUGUAUGGUCAGCAACAAGGACGUCGUCAGGGAAGAGCAGAGAGCUGCAUUUAGUUUGUAGCAGUUCGAACAGUCUUUUUUAUAACAAGUAGGGUAUUUGUGAGGAUGCUAUGUAACUGGAGCAGGUAGUCCUAUCCCUAUGGUACCAUGACUAUACUAGGCCGAGAUAUUGGCUUCGUGAAGACUCCCUAUGCGCAUAUUUAGUAGUUAUGUCGUCAAAUCUGCUUGUGUCUUGGCGGUCUUGCCGAUCCAUUGGUUGCUA
This is a messenger RNA of Lolium perenne, 1789 nucleotides long. RefSeq lists its product as uncharacterized. Gene Ontology annotation, molecular function: protein binding. The record is from RefSeq and is a predicted model, not a curated record. NCBI's taxonomy places the organism in Eukaryota, Viridiplantae, Streptophyta, Magnoliopsida, Poales, Poaceae.